AUGGGUCUCUCCACCAAGCUUUUUGCGGUCCUCUUCCUGCUAAUCAUUGGUUAUACUGAGACGCAGCUGGGACCAGUGACUAUGGCAGUGGCGAGGAAGUGUGAGUCGCAGAGCCUCCACUUCAGGGGACCCUGCUCAAGAGACACAAAUUGUGCAAGUGUUUGCUUGACCGAAGGUUUUUCUGGUGGCGUGUGCAAAGGCCUACGCCACCGCUGCUUCUGUACCAGAGACUGCUAG
Messenger RNA from Miscanthus lutarioriparius, 237 nucleotides. The record is from the annotation of a GenBank genome assembly. Lineage: Eukaryota; Viridiplantae; Streptophyta; Magnoliopsida; Poales; Poaceae.